Molecule: messenger RNA, 3956 nt
Organism: Gorilla gorilla gorilla (western lowland gorilla)
Lineage: Eukaryota; Metazoa; Chordata; Mammalia; Primates; Hominidae
Gene: CABP1
Product: calcium binding protein 1
Exons: 7
Coding region: 2849-3532 (227 amino acids)
Cellular component (GO): cytoplasm
Molecular function (GO): calcium channel regulator activity; calcium ion binding
Source: RefSeq, a predicted model, not a curated record
GGCCAGGCUGGCCUCGAACUCCUGACCUCAGGUGAUCCACCUGCCUAUGCCUCCCAAAGUGCUGGGAUUACAGGCGUGAGCCACCACGCCCCGCCCCAAGCUCUUAGCCUCUACAUCAGUGCUUCCCAACACUGGCUGCAGGUUAGAAUUACCUGGGAGUACUAAGCAACACCAAUGCCCAGUGCCCAUUGGAGACAGAAUUAAGUUAGAAUUUCUGGGGAAGCUCCCCAGUUAUGCCAGUCUACAGCCAGCAUUGAGAAUCUCUGCUUUAUGCUGUGCUGUUUUGGCCUUUACGUAUAUCCACCCAUUCAUACCUGGACUUUAACCUGAGCUUCCCUCUGGGGUCCCUAGUGAGCACUAUUGUUUCAAAGGAACCUACAUAUGGUCUAUUUUCUAGAUUUUGCCUGCAAGUCUUUCCUGAUCCCCUAGACUCAGACAGAUUCCCCUCAUUCACAUUCCCAGAGUUUUUGUGUUUUCCCUUCAUAGCAUUUAUCUGAAAUGUGAUCAGAUAACUGUGUCCCAGCUCUAAUAUCUCCUGCCCACCUGCUAGAAUGUAAGCGCCCUGAAAUCAGGAACUGUGUUUCUCUUAUCCCCCAACAACGUUCCCAGAGCCAAGCACGGUGCCUGACAUUUCUCCACUGGACAAGUGAUACUUCUUUCUUCCAUUUAAAUAAUUACUGAUCCAGUAGCUAUUCGGUGUCUCACACUUUCUCAUGUAUGCUAUAUAAGCAAGCUAGGAAAAGCCCCAUUUUCCAGUGGCGGAAACUGAAGUUCAGGAAUGGGAGGCAGCCACCCAGUCAGAAGCUGGCAGCGCUGGGCAUGGUGUCUCAUGUCUGUAAUCCCAGCCCUUCGGGAGGCCAAGGCAGGUGGAUCACCUGAGGUCAGGAGUUCAAGAGUAGCCUGUUCAACGUGGUGAAACCCCAUCUCUACUAAAAAUACAAAAAUUAGCCAGGCAUGAAGGUGUGCGUCUGUAAUCCCAGCUACUCGGGAGGCUGAGCCAGGAGAAUCGCUUCAACCCAGGAGGCAGAGGUUGCAGUGAGCUGAGAUUGCGGCACUGCACUCCAGCCUGGGCAACAGAGCAAGACACUGUCUAAAAAAAAAAAAAAAAGAAGCUGGAAGAGCUAGACUCAACCCCAGACCUCCCCGUCCUUCCCAUUCACUGGAGUCCACUGACACCUGCCUGGGCCUGCUUCCUUCAUGCUGUUUCCAGGAGAUACGCAUCAUCACCCUCUUUUCUGUUCUUUAGUCAUCAAUACCCGCCCCCCAGGCUCCUCCUCCUCCAUCUCCCCCUCCAGAGGUUUGGCCCAAACAAGGCUGCUGAGUAACUCCCCUGAUUAAAGCAUUGCGUGGUUGUCAGCAGCAGCACCGGGGAGGUCAAGGAGUUAUCCAGGGACCUCCUUCCCAGCUCCCUAGGAGUGAGCACCCUCUGGGCAGCGCCCCCACCCAUCUUCCUAACAGGAGUUCUGAGCAGCCACCCCACACGGGAGAAAAGUUCCUGGGAAAGGAGGCUCUCCGGGCUGAAAACUGAGCUAGCGUGCAAGAAUCAGCUUCGGAGGAGUUCUGCUUCCAGUCUAUCUCUGGUGCCCCCUGCUGGAAAAAGCUGGGUGCAGGAAACAGGGACACUUGCACGCGGGGAAUCUGGCUGGGGCUGUAGGUCUCAAACCGGACAUCUGAGGCGUGAGAUGAAUUCAUAUCAAAGCCGACCCUGGAGGGACGAGGAAGAGUCAGUCAUCUACAAAGCUCCAGCUGUGGGACCUCGAAGAGCGCUUCGUAAAGGGCUUCUUCUCUGCCCGGCAACCCAAGGAAGCUGGGGAGAGGUCUUUGCUGUGGAUGAGGCAGGGGGCGAGGAGGAGGAGGUUCAGAGACCUUUUGCUCAUGCCCUCUCUGCCUGCGCUGCCUCCCUCAUGCUCCCCUCGGGGCCAUCUCCUGGUUUCCUUUGGAUCAGAGAAAUUGCACACAGAGCAGAAGGAUCUGAUCUGACUGUUGGCUCAUCUGCACUGCCGGCCCCCGAGCCUCGUCCCAUUUCAGUGACAAGGCAAGUGUGAAAAAUGGAGCAUGAUGGAGGCGUCACCAGACCUCCCAGGCUCUCGACUGGAGCCGCAGCUCUCAACGCAGCUGGAAUUGCCAGGGGCAGUGAGUGCUUGUCCAGCUCACUGCUCUUUGGAAGGGGCAUUCAUCUCCCUGAGCGCUUGUGUGUGCAUGCAUGUGUGUGUGUGUUUGUGCGCGUGUGUGUGCAUGCACGUUUGUGUGUGUGUGUGUGCGCGCGCACACACACAAGGCUGGGAGCUGUGCGGCAGGCACCCUGGCUUCGGGAACCCAAACUAGCCAGCUUCCCUUUCUGGGCCUGCUGGCCUAAUUCCCAGCCGCAGCUGCCAUUCUGGGCCCCCCUCCCUGAGGCCAUCUCCCUGCAGAUUUGGCAGCGGGGAAAGGAGGGGCCGAGAGAAGGGGAGAGAACCAGAGACAGGACUGAGCGCUAAUCUGAUGUAGAUGAUCCGGCAGCCUUCUCCAGCUUGGUUCCCCUCUGCCAUCAGCUCUCCAGGUGAUUUUCCCUGUGCCCUGCACUCUCCCCUUCUGCUUUCAUCUCCUUAAGAAAGUGCCCAGAAAGUUAAACCCACACACAAACACACACACAAUCCACCCAAAAAAAAAAAAAAAAAAUCGGAGAGCAGGAGCAGGCAGACGAGUAAGAGAGCACGCGCGCAAGAGAGGGCUCACAUCCGUCCUGGAGGAAGAACGGCACAGACGGAGGGAGGCUGGGGUUGGCAGAGACUGGGACGGAAGUCCCUCAGUCCCCCAGGAGCCUCCUUCAUGGACCCGGGGAUCCCAAGAGGGGCUGCCUCAACUUAGGAUGGGCAACUGUGUCAAGUCUCCACUGAGAAAUCUCUCAAGGAAGAUGUGCCAGGAGGAACAGACCAGCUACAUGGUGGUGCAGACGAGCGAGGAGGGGCUGGCGGCGGAUGCCGAGCUCCCGGGACCGCUCCUGAUGCUGGCCCAGAACUGCGCAGUCAUGCACAACCUGCUGGGCCCUGCCUGCAUUUUCCUGCGCAAGGGCUUCGCUGAGAACAGGCAGCCUGAUAGAUCACUGCGACCAGAGGAAAUUGAAGAGCUUCGAGAGGCCUUCAGAGAAUUCGACAAGGACAAGGAUGGCUACAUCAACUGCCGGGACCUGGGCAACUGCAUGCGCACCAUGGGCUACAUGCCCACCGAGAUGGAGCUCAUCGAACUGUCCCAGCAGAUCAACAUGAACCUGGGUGGCCAUGUAGAUUUUGAUGACUUCGUGGAGCUAAUGGGGCCUAAACUCCUGGCAGAGACAGCAGAUAUGAUUGGUGUAAAGGAACUGCGAGAUGCUUUCCGAGAGUUUGACACCAAUGGUGAUGGGGAAAUAAGCACCAGUGAGCUGCGAGAGGCUAUGAGGAAGCUCCUGGGUCAUCAGGUGGGACACCGAGACAUAGAGGAAAUUAUCCGAGAUGUGGACCUCAAUGGGGAUGGACGAGUGGACUUUGAAGAAUUUGUCCGGAUGAUGUCCCGCUGAGGCCGCGAGGGCCCCUCCAGGACUGCCAAGCUCCCAAAGGCGGGGCUAAGAGGAGCUAGAGCUUGCCUCACCCGCUGUAGCCGCCGAGAGCCCAGGAUGUACUGGCGGAUGGGGCCUGCCUGCACCCCGGGGAGGCGCCCACCCCGGACCCCCACCCCUCCGCACUGUGAAAGACUAACUCCUGCAACUGGAAAGCGGGGGCGCCCGCCGACGAGGAGGCCACCGUGCCAAGCCGGCAGAGGUCAUGCCAGGCGCCAAGGGCCAUGUGCCCAGCUGCUGCUGGCUGGGUGGGCCAGGGAGCCCGCCAGCAGACCCCACACAGCAUGUCCGCCCCAGGGCAAAGCCUCCCACCUUCACUCUGCGCCCGUCCCAGCUCGCCUCAGCCCUGUUAUCUCAGAACCAAUAAAAAUAUUUCCAAGAGCAA